UCUUUAAGAAUCGUACCAGAAAACAACAAAGCUUCAUCCAUAAGUAGCACAGCAUACGGGGAAACCGCAGAACAUGCUCCCGGUUUACAGGAUAUCUUGAGAACACAAGAAGGGCCUUUGAAUUUGGCAUCUAAGUUGAAUAACCGUCAUCCUUUAGAAGGCAGAAUAGCCAACUGGGAACAGACACAACAGGACACACGACUCGAGACCUACAGAAGGGUGUUUGGAGCUGGUGAGCCAAUCAAGAGAACUAUGGAGUUGGAGCUUGUAGAGGCCAGUGACUUCAAGCCCAGUGUGUUGGGAGGAUCAGAUAGUUUACAUAGAGAUGUUCUUUUGAACAAGGAUGCUUCUGUGGAUUGGGAGGAUGUUUACAAGGGAGGCUUUGAGAGUGGCAAUAAUGUGAAGGACUUCCAUUCUGAGAUGGAGAAGAAGAUGGGCCUCUAG
Messenger RNA from Scheffersomyces stipitis CBS 6054, 444 nucleotides. RefSeq lists its product as uncharacterized. Gene Ontology annotation, cellular component: nucleus; cytoplasm. The annotation marks the transcript as partial. The record is from RefSeq and is a predicted model, not a curated record. Gene Ontology annotation, biological process: proteasome assembly. Lineage: Eukaryota; Fungi; Ascomycota; Pichiomycetes; Serinales; Debaryomycetaceae. The transcript has a single exon.